AUGGACAAAGAAGCAACACUCUACGUUAUCGACCUAGCCAGGUCCAUGGGCGAGGAACACUCUGGACGAAGCAUCAGUGAUCUUGAGUGGGCUCUCCAGUACGUUUGGGACAAGAUCACAAAUACCGUGCUUACGGGCCGUAAAACCCUCCAAAUCGGUGUCGUCGGGUUUGGGACAGACCACACCUCCAACGACUUGCAAGACGAUGACGGUUACCGCAACAUUAGCGUUCUUCAACCCAUCUCACAGAUCCUGAUGCCUCAGCUGCAAGCAUUGCCAGCCAUGCUACGGCCCAGCAAGACCGAUGAUCGCGAUGUCCUAUCCGCCAUCAUCGUUGCCGUUGAUAUGAUGGCGAAGCACUGCGGGACUCUGAAGUACAAGAAGAAGAUUGUCGUGAUCACAAAUGCAACUGGUCGCAUCGACGACGACGAUGUGGAAGACACUGCCAGCGAGUUUAAGGGCAAGGGUAUUGAACUGGUGGUCUUGGGCAUUGACUUUGACGACCCGGAGUUUGGGUUCAAGGAAGAGGACAAGUCGCCAGUGAAAAUGCAGAAUGAGAAAAUCUUGAAGACGCUGGUAGAUUUGAGUGGGGGUGUCUAUGGAACGAUGCAGGAGGCCAUCGAUGAACUCUCUCGACCAAAUAUCAAACCCGUCAGACCUACUCCCACCUUCAAAGGCCAGCUGAAACUGGGCGAUCCAGAGCACUACGACACAGCACUCUCCAUCGACGUCGAGAGGUAUUUCAAAACAUCCAUCAAGAGGCCGCCGACCGCUAGCGCAUAUGCCGUCCGCGACGCCGCGCUGCCCGAGGAAGACAUGAGCGCCGUCCACAGCCUGUACAAGUACAAGGUCAAAGACGAGGAAUCUGGUGGAGGCACGCGAGACGUUGAGCGUGACGAAUUAGCCAAAGGCUUCGAGUAUGGUCGCACUGCAGUUGCAAUUUCAGAGUCGGAGCAAAACAUCACCAAACUUGAGACACAAGCAGGAUAUGAUAUUCUGGGGUUCAUUCCCGUGGACAUGGUGGAACGCUACAUGAUUCUCGACAAUUCCAGCAUGAUCGUUGCACAAAAGGGCAACGACAAAGCUGCCAUUGCCCUAUCCUCGUUGAUCCAUGGCCUGUAUGAACUCGGAUCGGUCGCCGUGGGUAGGCUCGUCAAGAAAGACAUGUCAGAGCCCAUUAUCACACUCCUAUCACCUUUUGUCGAAACUGACUUCGAAUGCUUGAUCGAGAACAUUCUUACUUUUGCAGAGGAUGUCCGAUCUUAUCGAUUUCCGCCUGUCGACAGAGUCCUUACGGUUUCCGGAAAGGAGUUGACGGAGCACCGCAACUUACCCUCAGAAGAGUUGUUGGAUAGUAUGAGUGAAUUCGUUGACAGUAUGAGCCUGGUGCGUGGUGAUGAAGAGGAAAUGUGUAUAGACGACACGUUCUCUCCAGUUCUGCAUACUAUCGAAGGGGCGAUCAAGUAUCGAGCGGUGCAUCAGACAGACGACAUUCCAGAGAAGUCAGAAAUGUUCCUUGCAUACUCGAGGCAGCCCGAGGAGCUCCAGGAGCAGACUAAAGGCGCGCUGGCUCGAUUGAUUGCUGCUGCGGAUGUCAAGAAGGUCCCGCCCAAGACCAAAGGUCGGAGGAAGUAUCGGGAAACCGAGAAGCCCUUAUCCGGCCUCAAUGUUGACGACCUCUUCCGCAAACAGAACCGCACUCAAAUCUCUCCAGACAAUGCCAUUCCGGAGUUCAGACAGAUGUUAGAGCAAUCUUCCGAUCUGAACUUGGUGAAAGAUGCUGUCCAACAGUUGGCGUCAAUAUUGCAGGAUUGGAUCCUCCGCAGCUUCGGAGACGCGAACUAUGACCGAGUCCUGGAAGGUCUGGGAGUGAUUCGGGAAGAGAUACUGGGGUUUGAAGAACCAGCCUUGUACAACGAAGUCCUGCGCGACCUCAAAAAGAAGCUGACGGCUGGAGAGCUAGGUGGCAAUCGAACCGACCUGUGGUACCGAAUCCGCGUCACCAAACUUGGUUUGAUCGCCAAUGACACCUCGCCGUCUUCAGAUGUCAGCCGGGCGGAUGCCGACACAUUCAUGAGUCUGAAGGGCUAA
Molecule: messenger RNA, 2091 nt
Organism: Capronia epimyces CBS 606.96
Lineage: Eukaryota; Fungi; Ascomycota; Eurotiomycetes; Chaetothyriales; Herpotrichiellaceae
Product: ATP-dependent DNA helicase 2 subunit 2
Exons: 1
Coding region: 1-2091 (696 amino acids)
Biological process (GO): telomere maintenance; cellular response to gamma radiation; DNA recombination
Cellular component (GO): Ku70:Ku80 complex; nucleus
Molecular function (GO): damaged DNA binding; telomeric repeat DNA binding; double-stranded DNA binding
Source: RefSeq, a predicted model, not a curated record